ACAAACGUUCACUUCUUAGCAUGUCUUAACGCUACAGUUAUCAGUGCUGUAGUAGAACUGCUACAGGAUCCGUGGGAAUUUCAUGUUGUCCAUGGUUAAUAAUUGUUGUUGUACCGAUGAUCAGUCAGAUGUAAUCUCUUUUUACGCGUACUGACUGUGAAAUCCGUGGCAAGUUGUAGGGAUACAUGGCAAUAGGAAGGGCAUUUGAAACCUUGGUAACUGGUAGGAAAUGUCUUGUAAUUAUGCGGAGGGUCUGUCGCCGUACAAUAACAAAGGGAAACUUGGACUUAAGGAGAAAUUUGAUAGCAGUGAUGCUGUAGAAAGUAAAGUUGUUCAGCUUGCAGAAUGGAUUUCUACAGCAAAACAUACAGUUAUACAUACAGGUGCAGGAAUCAAUUCAGACAAAUAUUUCUCUUUUUUAAGGGGGCCUAAUGGAGUGUGGACAUUAGAAGAGAAAGGGUUAAAACCGGAUAUUAACAUCUCAUUUGAUGUGGCAGCGCCAACAAAAACUCACAUGGCAAUUGUGAAACUUGUUGAAAGUGGAAAGGUGCAAUAUGUGGUGAGCCAGAACAUAGACGGUUUACAUUUACGUUCAGGACUGCAACGCACUGACAUUGCUGAAUUGCAUGGCAACAUGUUCACUGAACGGUGUAAUCAGUGUGGUUGUCAGUUUGUGAGAAAAGAGGCUACUUCCACAGUUGGUCAGAAGUGUCUUGAAACACCAUGUCCAGCUUCUAGACGUAAUGGAAGACCUUGUCGUGGAAGACUGCAUGAUACCAUCCUUGACUGGGAAGACAACUUGCCAGAGAAUGACUUAGGGAUGGCAGAUUUCCAUUCAUGUGUUGCUGAUCUUAGCAUCUGUUUUGGAACAACACUGCAAAUUGUUCCAAGUGGGAAUCUUCCACUCUACACAAAGAAGUUUGGAGGGCGCCUCGUCAUUUGUAACUUGCAACCAACAAAGCACGACCGCAAAGCAGACCUCAUAAUUCAUUCAUAUGUGGAUGACAUAAUGGUGCGAUUGAUGAAGUUGUUAGAUUUGCCCAUUCCUGAAUACAGCAGUGAGAAAGAUCCAACUAAAUUAAUUCAAAGUGGCCAUGAAUCACUUAUAAAUUGGACAGUUCCAGAUAGUAGUGUGAAAAUUAUGAGAACAAUAUAUGAAGGAAAAUGCUGCAAGCAAUCUAAGAAGAGAGGCUUCAAUAAAGAUAUUGAAAGGAAAGAUGAUCUUUUGGAUUUUAAGCAGAUAAAAAGAAGAAAACCAAAAGAGACUGAAGAUCAGUGUGAAAAUGGCCUUUAUACCAUACACACAGAUGUUUCAGAUAAUAUAAAAAGGGAGAUUGUUAUGAACAGUCUUGAAAGUAAAAGUAAUGUAAUAACAGCUGUGAAAGACAGCCAGAAAAAUAUUGCAAAUAGUACAGAGUGUGAAGUAAAAACUGAAAAUGACGCAACACAACCAUCUCAAAUAAUUCUAGAAGAUUCUCAGACUAUGUCACUUACUGAACACCUGCAUGCAAAUGUAAUCAAGGUAGGUGUAAUUGACGUACAGUCAUAAGUACUUAUACCAUUUUCAGAUUGUAAGCUUGUCAUCAUUUUGUAGUCUUUAACAUAGAAUAUUUUGUAUUUGACUUACUCUACUCUACUGAAUGUGAUGUGAAAAUGUUUUUGGUGGUUGUUAUGAAAUCAUGUAUUAAAAUCAGUCAAGAAUUUGUAUAUACCAGUUUUCAAAUGCAUAAAAUAUACUUUUAAUAUUAAAUGGAUAAUUUGUUAAGGUAAAAUACAUGUAAUUAUGAUAGAGGACACAGUGAGUAUUACUUAAAGUAACAUAUGUUAACAUCAGUAUUUAAUCUACUAUGAACGUACUGAAUUAUUAUAUGAAAAUUGAGGUGAAUGGAUUAACAUUUUCCUCAGUCAGCUAAACAUGUCACAAUUUUUAAUACAGUAUUAAAUUUACAUGUACGUGUCUGAGUACAUUUGUCUCAAAAUAACUGAAAAUUGAAUGAGUAUGUGUUAAAUGACAGAGCAAUUGCUGGGUGAUGGUGGUGACAUUUACUAGGCAUUAUAUUAGUGAUUACCUCAAAAACAGUUAACCUUAUGCACAUGUUAUAUAAAAUGUAAUAUUUGCAUUUUAUGGAUACCUAAAACUUUUAUUGAAGAUAUUUUUCUGUCAGUUGAAUACUUUAUGAGAUGUAUCAAAGAAUGUAUUUUGGCCCUUAAUUAAAGUGGUCUUUGGAUUAAAUUAAUUGUAUGAAACUUUAUUGUACAAGGUGUAUAACACAAAUGGCCCAUGCCUGAUUUAAUAAAACUUAUGCUGUGGUAGGAA
Zootermopsis nevadensis is the source of this 2317-nucleotide messenger RNA. NCBI's taxonomy places the organism in Eukaryota, Metazoa, Arthropoda, Insecta, Blattodea, Termopsidae. The record is from RefSeq and is a predicted model, not a curated record.